Molecule: messenger RNA, 390 nt
Organism: Miscanthus lutarioriparius
Lineage: Eukaryota; Viridiplantae; Streptophyta; Magnoliopsida; Poales; Poaceae
Source: the annotation of a GenBank genome assembly
AUGCUGCUCCUCCGCGGCCUCGCCCUCCUGGCCGUGGCCGCCGUGCAGCUGCUCAGGCUUCCCGGCCAGGCGGGCAACGCGGUGCUGGAGGCGACCAAGGGCGCGGUCGACGCGGCCGUGGAGCUCGUCCUCGGCGUGGCCUGGGACGUGGCCGUGGCCGUCGUCUCGGCGCUGCUGGACUUCCUGUGGAGCGUCGCCACGGGCGCCGCGGACCUCGCGGCCACCGCGGUGGCCGAGCUCGUAGAGGCGGCGCGGGACGGCAGCGAGGAGGCCGCCAAGACCCUCGCGGUGGCGCUGGAGGGCGCGGUGGAUGCGGCGGUGACCGUGGUCACCAAGCUUGUGGAGAGCUACGUGGAUGCGCUUGGGCGUGUCGUGGAGAACCUCAGCUGA